AUGAAAAAUGUUAAUGUCAUCAAAGAAUUUGAUUCUUCAGAUCCACUUAAAUUAGAUAAUACCAAAAGCAUCUUGGAUUCGUUUCGUUAUGUUAAAGGAAGAAGAUAUCAUAAUCAAACAGAUGUAACUUAUUUACUCCCAAAUGACGAGAAAGAAGCUGAAAGAUUGAAUUUGCAGCAUAACAUUUUAAAGUUUGUCUGGAAACGUAUCUUUUCAUCCCCAGUGCACGAUUUACUAAAAUCUGGAGGGGCGAAAGUCUUGGAUGUAGGAUGCGGAACCGGGCGGUGGUUAUUAGACAUGGCCAAUGAAUAUCCAAAUUCCUCGUUCAUUGGCAUAGAUAUGUCCCCCAUAUUUCCUGAUGUCAACCAUAUCCCACAAAAUGUUGCUUUCCUACAGCAUAAUUUAAACGACGGCCUUCCAUUCCCAAUUGAGACUUUUGAUUUCGUGUUUCAAGGAUUUUUAGGAAAUAAUGUGAUAAAUAAACAAUGGGAAUACUACACCCGAGAAAUGAUACGCGUGACUAAACUUGGUGGAUGGGUGGAGAUUUUUGAUUAUGUUGUUGAUUAUCAAAACUCGGGUCCAAAGUUCGCGAAAAUAAUGGAAUUAGCAAAUUCCGGACUCGAAGCUAAAGGAAUCAACCCUCAUCCCGAAACCUACGUUCCACAACUUUUAAAAAAUUGUCAAGAGUUAUCAGAAGUUCACUUUGAAGAAGAAAAUAUUCCAUUAGGAAAUUGGGCGGGCCAAUUGGGCGAAAUGAUGGUUGCAUAUUAUUUUAUGUCUUUCAACGCCUUUAAAUUAUUAUUCACUUCAGCUUGGGGAGUUUCUGAUGAGACUUACGACACCAUCUACGAUUAUAUUCGACCAGAGUUUGAAGAUUUCAAGAAGAUUCGAUUAUAG
Molecule: messenger RNA, 897 nt
Organism: Funneliformis mosseae
Lineage: Eukaryota; Fungi; Glomeromycota; Glomeromycetes; Glomerales; Glomeraceae
Source: the annotation of a GenBank genome assembly